AUAUUUAAAAAAAAUUCUUGUGCUAAAAUAUUUACAUGUAAUUUUAAUACCUAUCUUUCGGUGCAUUAAGCAUGUCCUGCAACUACGCGGAUGGUCUAUCUGAUUACCAAAACAAGGGGAUUUUGGGAGUUUCAGAAGUUUUUGACGACGCAGAAACCGUAGAACGAAAAUGCGAACAGUUAGCUAAAUUGAUUGCACGUUCCAAACAUGUAGUGGUACACACUGGGGCAGGUAUAAGUACAAGUGCUGGCAUACCUGACUUCCGGGGUCCACGGGGUGUGUGGACGUUAGAACGAAAGGGCGAGAAACCAUCGGUGAACAUUGCAUUUGACGAAGCAAUUCCAACAAAAACUCAUAUGGGCCUGAAAGCCUUGGCGGAAGCAGGUUUCGUGAAAUACGUAGUAAGUCAAAAUAUCGAUGGACUACAUUUGCGAUCCGGAUUAGAACGAAAAUACUUAGCGGAGCUUCAUGGAAAUAUGUUCGUGGAGCAAUGUCUCAAAUGCCGUCGACAGUAUAUUAGAAAUAAGCCAGCUCCUACUGUGGGCAAAAAGUUAACUGGGGAAGUUUGUAAAGGGACGAAAAACUCGCGAGCCUGUCGGGGUGGUAAUUUAAUUGACAAUAUUUUGGAUUGGGAGCAUGACCUGCCAGAAAAAGAUUUGGACUUAGCGUUCAUGCAUUCGGCUAUGGCCGAUUUGAACAUUUGCUUAGGAUCAACUUUGCAAAUUGUACCAAGCGGUAAUUUACCUCUCAGAAAUAAACGUUAUAAUGGAAGUUUGGCUAUUUGCAACCUGCAACCUACAAAGCAUGACAAAAAAGCAGAUUUGAUAAUAUCAACAUAUGUUGACGUCGUUAUAGAAAAGAUAGCAAAGCGGCUAGGUGUGGAAAUACCAGAUUAUACGAUGGAACUUGAUCCCACUAAAAGCAAUCCAUGUACCAUUGAGUGGACUAUACCGUCCGAACAGGUUAAAGCCUUGGAUAGGCAAUAUUCCAAAGUUAUUCGUGAAAUGUCAAAAAAUCGUAAGUCAGGGUCGGCGAACAACGCAAGCGUAACGGAUGACAUGGACAAUUUUCUCUCAGAAUCUAAGAAAUUGAAAAAAGAAGAUAUAUCAGAAGCUGACACUGAUAAUACUAAUGUGAACGUAAAGCAAGAAUGUGGUGAAUAACUAAAUUUCCUAAGUCUUAAAAAUUAGUAUUUAGUGAAAGAUUGAAGAAUAAAAAAUA
Molecule: messenger RNA, 1221 nt
Organism: Sabethes cyaneus
Lineage: Eukaryota; Metazoa; Arthropoda; Insecta; Diptera; Culicidae
Gene: Sirt6
Product: NAD-dependent protein deacetylase Sirt6
Exons: 3
Coding region: 72-1163 (363 amino acids)
Molecular function (GO): NAD+ binding
Source: RefSeq, a predicted model, not a curated record